This is a messenger RNA of Phyllostomus hastatus (greater spear-nosed bat), 7275 nucleotides long. It is a transcript of the gene IQGAP1, whose product is annotated as IQ motif containing GTPase activating protein 1. Gene Ontology annotation, molecular function: actin filament binding; GTPase activator activity; calmodulin binding. The record is from RefSeq and is a predicted model, not a curated record. NCBI's taxonomy places the organism in Eukaryota, Metazoa, Chordata, Mammalia, Chiroptera, Phyllostomidae. The transcript has 38 exons. Gene Ontology annotation, cellular component: nucleus; cytoplasm. The coding region runs from base 104 to 5077 and encodes 1657 amino acids. Gene Ontology annotation, biological process: regulation of GTPase activity; regulation of actin cytoskeleton organization.
UCUGGGACCAGGACAGCCCGCGCUCUCUGUAGGCGCCGCACCGCCGUCGCCCGCGCCUCUAAGGUCUCACCGCUUCCUCUGCAGAGACCUGGGCUCAGCCGCCAUGUCCGCCACGGACGAGGUUGACGGACUGGGCGUGUCCCGGCCGCACUAUGGCUCCGUCCUGGACAAUGAGAGACUCACUGCAGAGGAGAUGGACGAAAGGAGACGGCAGAACGUGGCUUACGAAUACCUGUGUCAUCUGGAAGAGGCCAAGAGGUGGAUGGAAGCCUGCCUCGGAGAGGACCUGCCCCCCACCACGGAGCUGGAGGAGGGCCUGCGGAACGGGGUCUACCUGGCCAAGCUGGGGAACUUCUUCUCCCCCCGAGUGGUGUCCCUGAAGAAGAUCUACGACCGGGAGCAGACCAGAUACAAGGCGACUGGCCUCCACUUCCGGCACACGGACAACGUGAUUCAGUGGCUGAACGCCAUGGACGACAUCGGCCUGCCCAAGAUUUUCUACCCGGAAACCACAGACAUCUACGACCGAAAGAACAUGCCCAGGUGCAUCUAUUGCAUCCACGCACUCAGUUUGUACCUGUUCAAACUAGGCCUGGCUCCUCAGAUUCAAGACCUGUACGGAAAGGUUGACUUCACUGAGGAAGAGAUCAACAACAUGAAGAUCGAGCUGGAGAAGUACGGGAUCCAGAUGCCCGCCUUCAGCAAGAUCGGGGGCAUCCUGGCCAACGAGCUCUCCGUGGACGAGGCCGCCUUGCAUGCCGCCGUCAUUGCUAUUAACGAAGCCGUGGACCGUAGAAUUCCAGCGGACACAUUUGUAGCUUUGAAAAACCCCAAUGCCAUGCUCGUGAAUCUCGACGAGACCUUGGCGUCCACGUACCAGGAUGUCCUCUAUCAGGCCAAGCACGACAAGAUGACAAAUGCUAAAAACAGGACAGACAACUCGGAGAGAGAGAGGGACGUCUACGAGGAGCUGCUCACGCAGGCUGAGAUCCAGGGCAACGUAAACAAAGUGAACACGUUCUCUGCGCUGGCGAACGUGGGCCUGGCUUUGGACCGGGGGUCCGCCCCGGGCUUGCUCAGGGCCCUGCAGUCGCCCGCGCUGGGCCUGCGGGGCCUGCAGGAGAAGAACGGCGACUGGUACCUCAAGCAGCUGCUCAGUGACCGACAGCAGAAGCGACAGGGCGGCCAGGCCGAGCCUCUGCAGAAGGAGGACCUCCAGGCCGCCGUGGACGCCGCCAACAGCGCCGCCCAGCAGUAUCAGAGAAGGCUGGCAGCCGUGGCGGCCAUCAAUGCCGCCAUCCAGAAGGGCGUUGCUGAGAAGACCGUUCUGGAGCUGAUGAACCCCGAAGCGCAGCUGCCCCAGGUGUACCCCUUCGCCGCCGACCUGUACCAGAAGGAGCUGGCCACGCUGCAGCAGCAGAGCCCCGAGCAUAGCCUCACGCACCCCGAGCUCUCCGUGGCGGUGGAGAUGCUGUCGUCGGUGGCCCUCAUCAACCGGGCGCUGGAGUCGGGGGACCUGAACACGGUGUGGAGGCAGCUGAGCAGCGCGGUCACGGGCCUGACCAACAUCGAGGAGGAGAACUGCCAGCGGUACCUCGAUGAGCUGGUGAAGCUGAAAGCCCAGGCGCACGCGGAGAACAACGAGUUUGUCACGUGGAACGACAUCCAGGCCUGUGUGGACCACGUGAACCUGGUGGUGCAGGAGGAGCACGAGCGGAUUUUGGCCAUCGGGCUGAUCAACGAAGCCCUGGACGAAGGCGACGCGCAGAAGACCCUGCAGGCCCUGCAGAUCCCGGCCGCCAAGCUGGAGGGCGUCCUGGUGGAGGUGGCCCAGCACUACCAGGACACGCUGAUCCGGGCGAAGAGGGAGAAGGCCCAGGAAACCCAGGACGAGUCGGCUGUACUGUGGUUGGAUGAAAUUCAAGGCGGGAUCUGGCAGUCCAACAAAGACACCCAGGAGGCCCAGAGGUUUGCCGCAGGAAUCUUCGCCAUCAACCAGGCCGUGGAGAGCAACGACGUGGGCAGGACGCUGGGCGCCCUCCGGUCCCCGGACGUCGGCCUGUACGGCGUCAUCCCCGAGUGCGGGGAGACGUACCUGAGCGACCUGGCUGAGGCCAAGAGGAGAAAGCUGGCGGCAGGCGAUAACAACAGCAAGUGGGUGAAGCACUGGGUGAAAGGCGGAUACUACUAUUACCACAACCUGGAGACUCAGGAAGGAGGAUGGGAUGAACCCCCAGGCUUUGUGCAAAAUUCUCUGCAGCUUGCUCGGGAGGAGAUCCAGAGCUCCAUCUCCGGGGUGACAGCUGCCUAUAACCGAGAGCAGCUCUGGCUGGCCAACGAGGGCUUGAUCACCAGGCUGCAGGCCCGCUGCCGCGGUUACCUGGUCCGCCAGGAGUUCCGGUCCAGGAUGAAUUUCCUGAAGAAGCAAAUCCCUGCCAUCACCUGCAUUCAGUCGCAGUGGAGAGGAUACAAGCAGAAGAAGGCCUAUCAGGACCGCCUAGCGUACCUGCGCUCCCACAGGGACGAAGUCGUGAAGAUCCAGUCCCUGGCGAGGAUGCAUCAGGCUAGAAAGCGCUACAGAGAUCGCCUGCAGUAUUUCCGAGACCACAUAAAUGACAUUAUCAAAAUCCAGGCGUUCAUCCGGGCGAACAAAGCUCGCGACGACUACAAGACUCUCAUUAACGCCGAGGACCCUCCGAUGAUCGUGGUGCGGAAAUUUGUGCACCUGCUCGACCAAAGUGACCAGGACUUUCAGGAGGAGCUGGAUCUCAUGAAGAUGCGGGAGGAGGUCAUCACCCUCAUUCGCUCCAACCAGCAGCUGGAGAAUGACCUCAACCUCAUGGACAUCAAGAUCGGACUGCUGGUGAAAAACAAAAUUACCCUGCAGGAUGUGGUGUCCCACAGUAAGAAACUGACCAAGAAGAACAAGGAGCAGUUGUCGGAUAUGAUGAUGCUCAACAAGCAGAAGGGAGGCCUCAAGGCUCUGAGCAAGGAGAAGCGAGAGAAGCUGGAGGCUUACCAGCACCUGUUCUAUUUGCUGCAGACCAACCCCACCUAUCUGGCCAAGCUGAUUUUCCAGAUGCCCCAAAACAAGUCCACCAAGUUCAUGGACUCGGUGAUCUUCACCCUCUACAACUACGCCUCCAACCAGCGGGAGGAGUACCUGCUGCUGCGGCUCUUCAAGACGGCGCUCCAGGAGGAAAUCAAGUCGAAGGUGGACCAGAUCCAAGAGAUCGUGACGGGGAACCCCACAGUCAUUAAGAUGGUUGUGAGCUUCAACCGCGGCGCGCGGGGCCAGAACGCCCUGCGGCAGAUCCUGGCCCCGGUCGUGAAGGAGAUCAUGGACGACAAGUCUCUCAACAUCAAGACCGACCCCGUGGACAUCUACAAGUCCUGGGUCAAUCAGAUGGAGUCCCAGACGGGAGAGGCCAGCAAACUCCCCUACGACGUGACUCCCGAGCAGGCGCUGGCCCACGAGGAGGUCAAGACUCGGCUAGACAACUCCAUCCGGAACAUGCGGGCCGUGACCGACAAGUUCCUCUCGGCCAUCAUCAGCUCCGUGGACAAAAUCCCCUACGGGAUGCGCUUCAUCGCCAAAGUGCUGAAGGACUCGCUGCACGAGAAGUUCCCCGACGCCGGUGAGGACGAGCUGCUGAAGAUCAUUGGCAACUUGCUCUACUACCGCUACAUGAACCCGGCCAUCGUCGCCCCCGACGCCUUCGACAUCAUCGACCUGUCGGCAGGCGGCCAGCUCACCACGGACCAGCGCCGGAACCUGGGCUCCAUCGCCAAGAUGCUCCAGCAUGCGGCUUCCAAUAAGAUGUUUCUGGGAGAUAACGCUCACUUAAGCAUCAUUAACGAGUACCUGUCCCAGUCCUACCAGAAAUUCAGGCGGUUUUUCCAGGCUGCUUGCGACGUCCCGGAGCUGCAGGACAAGUUUAACGUGGACGAGUACUCGGACCUCGUGACCCUCACCAAGCCCGUCAUCUACAUUUCCAUCGGCGAAAUCAUCAACACCCACACGCUCCUGCUAGACCACCAGGACGCCAUCGCCCCGGAGCACAACGACCCAAUCCACGAGCUGCUGGACGACCUCGGCGAGGUGCCCACCAUCGAGUCCCUGAUAGGAGAAGGCGCUGGCAACUUAAAUGACCCAAACAAGGAGGCGCUGGCCAAGACGGAAGUGUCUCUCACGCUGACCAACAAGUUCGACGUGCCGGGGGACGAGAACGCGGAGAUGGACGCCCGGACCAUCUUACUGAACACAAAACGUUUGAUUGUGGAUGUCAUCCGGUUCCAGCCAGGAGAGACCUUGACUGAAAUCCUAGAAACACCAGCCACCAGUGAGCAGGAAACAGAGCAUCAGAGGGCCAUGCAGAGACGUGCCAUCCGUGAUGCCAAAACUCCCGACAAGAUGAAAAAGUCCAAAUCCGUGAAGGAAGACAGCAACCUCACUCUGCAGGAGAAGAAGGAGAAGAUCCAGGCGGGCUUGAAGAAGCUGACGGAGCUGGGGGCUGUGAACCCGAAGAACCGAUACCAGGAGCUGAUCAACGACAUCGCCAGGGACAUUCGGAAUCAGCGGAGGUACCGGCAGAGGCGGAAGGCCGAGCUGGUGAAGCUGCAGCAGACGUACGCCGCCCUGAACUCCAAGGCCACCUUCUACGGGGAGCAGGUGGACUACUAUAAAAGCUACAUCAAGACCUGCCUGGACAACCUGGCCAGCAAGGGCAAGGUCUCCAAGAAGCCUAGGGAAAUGAAGGGGAAGAAAAGCAAAAAGAUUUCUCUGAAAUAUACGGCAGCAAGGCUACACGAGAAAGGGGUUCUUCUGGAAAUCGAGGAACUACAAGUGAACCAGUUUAAGAACGUUAUCUUUGAAAUCAGUCCAACAGAAGAAGUUGGAGACUUUGAAGUGAAAGCCAAGUUCAUGGGCGUUCAGAUGGAGACGUUUAUGUUGCAUUAUCAGGACCUGCUGCAGCUGCAGUACGAAGGUGUCGCGGUCAUGAAACUGUUUGACAGAGCUAAAGUCAACGUCAACCUCCUGAUCUUCCUCCUCAACAAGAAGUUCUACGGGAAGUGAGGAGCCGCCGCCGCCGGCCCGACGGGAGGAGCGCCUCGCGCCUGCUCCCUGGGGCCCCUCCACCCGGUGGGCGCCAAGGCCCGCCCCCGCGCCUCACCCCGACACACUCCAGGUUCCCCUUCCUGACUCCUCCCUCUGGCUGGACAGUCAUCACCCCCCCUUUAAUAGUGAAAUUGUUUUUCAGGCUUAGUGUGACUCUCCUUGUUCCUUUGUUUUCCCCUUCCACUUAGGAAAGAGGGGGAACUUGACUCGAAUCUCUGUGUUGUUUUGAUCUUAGAGGCUGCAUUACUGUGUUGUAGGCUGUGGUGCUUGUUUCAAUCAGCAGUAGUGACGGUGGGGUUCAGUCUUGUUGAUUUGAAGGGGAAGCAACCAGCACCGACAACAUAUGUGUAUGUAUAUAUAAGACACAUGAAAAGGUCGGGUCACUUGCCCCUGUUAGGUUGUCAUUCAAAGGCGGAAUUCCUUUACGUUUUUGUCUCAGCAGCCAAAGGGAAGGGUGAGGAGUUACUGGUCCUGCCCGCUCCGUUUCCCUUGAUGGGCAGGAGCUCCUAGAAGCCACUGUUCUGGGUUUAUAGGACGCUUUCUGUGUUCCACAAAAGGGGAAUGCUGUUCUCCAGCUUCGCCAUUAGAUUUUGACAAUUCCGUGGAUGGGAGGGUCCCGUUGACAAAAUUCAGCCAUUUGGGUAAACUGAGGCCGCCCGAGGCACCUGCCUGCUGGCGCUGGUGCACGAGGCCGACCAGAUUCGGGAAGCUGCUCCCCCCCCUCCCCCCACCCCUUCCCUGUCCCUGGGGCAAAGGGCCGGGCCGGCCUGGCACAGGAUAUAAUGUUUUCAGAACUGGUGUAUCUUAUGAGUGCCUUAUUAAAGUAUAGAUGUAUUUCUUAAAGUGUGGGUGAUAGGAAUUUUAAAGAUUUAUAUAAUGCUUCAAAGUCUUUACAAUACUGUAAGAAAAGGUUUUUAAAAAUUGGCUUGUCUGUAUAUCUGAAAUCUUAAUACUUUCUUAUAGCUAAAACACUAGGAUUUAUCUGCAGGGUUGCAGAGAAAUAAUCCUGUCUUAAAUAUACUGAAAAAAAUAAAAAAAAAUACUCAGCCAACUGAUGUUACACUUGAUACGCAAAUCUAUUUUUUAUAAUUUCCUUCUCUUUUUCACUGCCCACACUCUGCUUUUUUUUUUUGUGAACCCCAGGUUUCUGAGUUUAGUAAAAAACAAUUCAAUUCUAAACAUUACAUUUUUAUUCUUAGACAAAAAGUCGUAUACUUUUUUAUUUGUUUUUCCAGGAAAAUGUAUUAAAUCAUGCCACUGAGCCUCCAUUGUCUCUGACGUUUUGGUUCAGUAUUCUCUUACCAUAAGACAUAAAACUGUGCAAAGUAAACUAACAAUUAAAAAUUUACCCAUGUAUAUUUAAAGUCAAUAAACUGUUUUGUUAAUAAUGAAUCAUGUGACGUGUCCCUCUUGCAGAUGUCAGGACUGGAGACGUGUUUUUCACAGUAGGCUGUCACCACGGACCGAGGUCGGGGCCGUGGGUGCAGAGGCCGCUGUGGGACUCUUUACACGCUCCCGGCAGCCCGCGGGCAGGCGAGGAGGUGAGGCGGUGAGCGCCGUGGAAGGCGUCUCCACUCCCUGACCUCGCCUCCUGUCGUGUUUUUCAGACAAUUUUUUUAGUAAAUAGUUUCCUCAGAUUAAAAGAAGAUGCUCUUACAGGUGGCAUCGUCUCAAAACCUGGGACCAACCAAAGUGUCGAUCCGUUUACAUUCAUAGAGGACACCCUUCCCAGGCUUGUUGGGCCCCGGAGGGCACGCCCACGACAGACACUGAGCCGGGUUUACGACGCCUUUCAUAUUACAUGUCUUCGCGAUUCUGUGUAACCUUUGCCGUUCCCUCGUCCCAACUUUUAAUGCAAAAGAGCACAAGAUGCACUUCAGGAAUUUGGAUGGUCACUAUGUAUGGGGUUCUGGUGUCAGUCCCAUUGAGAAAACCCCGAUGAACCCACGUGCAUUGCAAGCGUGUAGGCUUUAUUUUUAUUUAUUAGCUGUAGCAUUCGCUGUCUGGUCUCUCCCCUCCUUUGACCUUCUCCAACAGCCAUCAUGACAUUGACCGUGAGUUUACGCCUUCCAAGAAUUUGGACUGCCCGUCAGAUUGUGCAGCACACAAUUGCCUUUGUAUCUCUUUGUAUGAAAUAAAAAGGUCAUUUGUCCGUG